CACGCCACUGCGGCCUGCGAGGGACUCUACAGCCUCUACAGCCUCUACAGCGAUGUGGCGAGCCGCAGCGCUGGCGCUGUGCGCGGCCCACCUGGCGCUCUGCGGGGCCUCCUGCGACAAGGCGCUGCCGGACACGACCUUCAUGCUGAACGGAGCCAACCUGGAGUGGCCUUGCCCCUCCACACGCAGCAUCUACGUGUCGUCGGGCCGCUACGUGCCCAAGAACGUGAUCGCCACGCGCCUGCAGAUCUACAAGGACGAGGCGUUCGUGCUGAUGCCGCGCUACAAGCCCGGGGUGCCCUUCACGCUGGGGAAGACCUCGCUGCGCGGCAAGAGCUGCCUGGCCUCGCUGGCGCCCUUCCCCUGCUGGAGCCUGCAGGAGGAGGGCAACUGCGAGGCGCUGCAGUCGGCCGUGGACCUGUUCCUCGACCCCAACGACGUGCUGUGGGUGCUGGACGCAGGCGUGGUGAACACGCUGGAGCAGCCCGUGCGGCGCUGUCCGCCCAAGGUGGUGGCCUUCUGCGCCAAGACGGGCAAGGUGCUGAAGGUGCUGGACCUGUCGGCGCUGGUGACCACGGCCUCGCGCCUGCAGUACCUGGUGGUGGACUACGCGCCGGACGGCAGCAUACACGUGUACGUGAGCGACGCGGCGACGCGCGCGCUGCUGGUGUGGGACGUGGCCGCCGGCCGGGGACGCCGCGUGCUGCUGCCCAGGGCCGUCACGGAGAGCUGCACGCGGCGCGACGUGCUGUACCUGGCGCUGGUGCGGCGGCCCUGCGGCACCACGCUGCUCUACCUCACCUACCUGUCGGGCUGCCGCGUGUUCUACGUGAAGACCUCGCAGCUGCGCCGCGGCGCGCGCCCCGCCGUGGUGGACGCCGGCCGCAAGCCGGGCCCGCUCGUGCUGCUCGGCUCCGACGGCGGCCAGGCGCUCUUCUUCCGCGCCAGGGGCGAGGGCGACGUCUACAUGUGGAGCACGGACACCCCGCUGCGCGCAGACAGCUUCCUGCUCGUGCAGAAGGGCAGCGAGUGUCGCCUGGCCACCCAGGUGGCGCCCGGCUACAAGCGCCUCAUGUGGCUGCUGGAGAGCAACUUCCAGGACUUCAUCGCGGGCACGGUGGGGUGUGCGGGGGCGAGCGUGGCGCUGCACCCGCUCGUCAAGACGUGCGACUGAGCGCUCGCGCCCUCACUCAUGUGAAUAUGUACAUAUAUAUGUAAGUUUUGUUUUGUACAAAGUGAUAUUACAAUAAAACAUUUUUUUUUCAAAAAU
Bacillus rossius redtenbacheri is the source of this 1270-nucleotide messenger RNA. Its product is annotated as major royal jelly protein 1. The record is from RefSeq and is a predicted model, not a curated record. The transcript is spliced from 2 exons. The coding region runs from base 53 to 1174 and encodes 373 amino acids. NCBI's taxonomy places the organism in Eukaryota, Metazoa, Arthropoda, Insecta, Phasmatodea, Bacillidae. Gene Ontology annotation, cellular component: extracellular region.